AUGUCAAACUAUCAAAGCCAUAUCCUACCUACUCUUCAGGACCUAUCAUCUUCCACUUCCGAAUCCAUCAGAGUUGCCUACGUUACGGCAGAAUCAGUCGGUAAAAGUACUAGACUUGUUCCUGAUCUUUGGAAUCACGUCAAGGCUACUCGAGCCGAUGCGCAAGGCCUAUACAUCUUAUUCGACCAAGAGGAAAUCAAAGUAACAAGCUAUAAUAUCAGAUACCGCGAAGAUACUGAUAUCACCAACGGGAUUCCCAGCAUUGAAAAUGCGAGAAAACUAGGUCUCAUCUCGUACGAGAGUUUCAAUACGCUCAUGGAGGAUACGGCUGAUCCGUCAACCUUGCUACGCCACCAGGACAUGAUACUAUUUAUCGACGUCGAGCAUAUCCCGACAGUGGACGGAGAAUUGAGUAUAGGUAUUGUCGUAGAUUGGAUUCGCGGCCUAAAGAAACUACAAGAAGUUAACCUUACCGUCGUCCUCCUCGGCGGUAAAAUUAGAGAGGACAUCGGAAAUAUAUUACAUUUCUACGAUAUUCAUCCUUUCCAUCUCGUAUGGGAGGAAGAAAGGAAAUACAAGCAGGAGACCCUCGAGGAUACAGACAAAGUCAUAGAGGUUAUUCGCUUAUCUCUAUUCGAAUCUCCGCAGUGUGGUUUAGCACCUUACGUGGUCAUCUGCACCCCAAUCGCGGAAGCCUACGAUAUAUUCAUCAAACCUAUCAAUAAUAUCACAGGCCGUAAUAUACGUUGCCUAUCCAUCGGGAGAGAUAGCAAUAUGGAGAAUAUCACAAGAUCCAUCAUCCAGAGCGAGCCUACAGUCAUCUUUCUCGAAGAAAAUCUAAGCAGCUACGUAUCAAUACCUAACUUGAGAUGCGUCAUCUCCAUCGACCAUAAGCGGACGAGGAUAUUCGACCCUUCUACCAGCCAAUUUCCUAUUGCAGCUAUCCCUAUAUCAGAAGGCGAUAUCUUUCGCCAGAAAGCCUGGGUCGGUAAAGGUGAUAGGGCGGAUAGCGAGCGUCCUACAUUUUACACCUCAUGGGAUGACGAAUGGUUACAAAACAACAAGUCAAAAGACGAUACGCAUAUCGAAAGCGAUUCCGCACAUCUUCUCCUCGCGGUCAGCAAAAUAUUCAAAUGUCUCGCAUAUCCCGAGGUACCGGUACCAGCGCUGAAUGGAAGCUUAUCUGUUCUAAGGGAGGUUCGUCGUCGGCUUGUCAUAUUGGGAUGCUUAGCUGACGACGCUCCUACAUCUCAGAUCACUCCUCUGGGUAUUAGAACACUUUAUUAUAUUAAGCACAAGACAUUUAAUGGCUUAGGAAACUUCCACGUCGCUUACCUUCUCGCCCGGAUCGAGAACGACACUACGCUUUCGAUCCCCUCAAAAAGAGUACUUAUUCGGAUGGUAGCGUUAUCAAUCUAUAGAAAUGAUAACAAUUUGUACACUUUCACAGAAGAGGCUGCGCAGAGUCUCAAGGAGGAUGAUGGGUUGGCCUUUGAUGUCAUAACAGAAGACUGCGCCGGAAUCGGGAAGCAGAACUCACACUACGGUCAGCUAUGGUGCGAACUUGGUAUCUUGGAUAAGAUGAACGUUGAGAACUCCGUCGGACACGCACUAUUUGGUGGUAAAACCAUUAUCGAGAGAGGAAAAGGGUCUAUGCGAGUUAAAGCAGCAGUUUUACUAAAGGUUCAAAUCUAUAUUCGCGGAUUAGAAACAUUAUUCGGCAUAGAGCCUUCUAAAAACCUCAUCGAGGAGACGAUGCUUAACCAGGAUGAAAUACGUGACGUAUUUCACAUACUCGCGCUGACGUAUUUGUUCCAAAUGGUUUUCUUCAAAAAGUGGUUCUCCACAUCCUUCACUACAGCAUCGCCUUAUGAUAUGAUCUCAUUGCAGCCUGUCCGCUUAGAACUGGAACCGACGCUCGGCGAGCUCACUCCGCAUAUGGCGACAGGAGACCAAGAGAAUGGUGGAGUCUUCGCCAUCUACCAGGAGAGCUUCAUAUACAAUGAGAAGUUCUCACCGGUGUACCUCACAAUCCUUCCGGUAGGGACCUUACAAAGGAUAGUCGACAGCUUUGGGGCGCCAAACCUUUGGGCUCUCGUCUCAACACAGUAUCCCGUACCUACCGCGUAG
Messenger RNA from Daldinia childiae, 2130 nucleotides. RefSeq lists its product as uncharacterized. Lineage: Eukaryota; Fungi; Ascomycota; Sordariomycetes; Xylariales; Hypoxylaceae. The transcript has a single exon. The record is from RefSeq and is a predicted model, not a curated record. Bases 1 to 2130 code for a protein of 709 amino acids.